This is a messenger RNA of Pseudogymnoascus destructans, 1533 nucleotides long. RefSeq lists its product as uncharacterized. NCBI's taxonomy places the organism in Eukaryota, Fungi, Ascomycota, Leotiomycetes, Thelebolales, Thelebolaceae. The record is from RefSeq and is a predicted model, not a curated record. The coding region runs from base 1 to 1533 and encodes 510 amino acids. Gene Ontology annotation, molecular function: oxidoreductase activity, acting on paired donors, with incorporation or reduction of molecular oxygen; heme binding; monooxygenase activity. The transcript is spliced from 8 exons.
AUGUCCGGCUUAGACUUCCCAGGCAAAGUGGCGGUCGUCGCCAUUGCACUCAUUGGACUCGUCUCAGCCUGGCUGAUCCAGAGAGCUGCUGCUGGCCUGUCCAACCUGUUCUUCCACCCACUCGCUGCCUUUCCGGGGCCGAGGGCUGCAGCCUUUACAGCCUGGUACAAAACAUAUCAGGAGCUUUUUCUUGGCAGAUCUUGGAUUGAUGUGCUCCAGGAGUUGCAUACCAAGUAUGGCAAGAUCAUUCGUGUCGGUCCCAACGAGCUCCACUUCUCAGAUCCGGCCGCAUAUAGUGAGAUAUACAGCAACAAUAAUCGAUGGAAUAAGGAGGCCGAUCUCUAUCAUAGCUUUGGGGAGGACCGCUCGUCGUUUGGAUUUUUGACAUAUGCGGAAUCCAAACAGCGCAAGGAUGUCAUGGCCCCCCUGUUCUCACGUCGAGCAAUCUGUGAGCUCCAGGGCCUCGUGCAGGGCAAUGUUGACCGAUUAUGCAAAAUCCUCGCUGUUAACAACGCAGCUGGGAAAUCGUCCGAUCUUUUCUUUGGGCUCCGGUGUUUCACUAUGGAUACCAUAACCUACUUUUGCUUCGCCAAGUCCCUAGACGCCCUCGCUGCGCCGGACUUCAAGGCCCCUAUCAUUGAAGCCAUGGAGGCAUCCCUGCCGGCAUUCGUCAUGUUUAAGCACUUUAGUCUUAUCCGUAAAGCAGUCUUCGCUAUGCCACCAUGGCUUAGCGUUCUCACCAGCCCACAGACUGCGGGAUUAAUACAUCUCCAGCAACUGCUUGGUGCUCAGGUGAACGAGGUUGUGAAAAAUCCCGACGCCUUAAAAGAUUCGCCACAUCGGAUCAUCUAUCAUGAGCUACUCAGUACUAAAGCGAGCAAGGGGGAACCGCUUCCAUCUACAGGUAGCCUGUACGAAGAAGCCCAGGCGUUGAUGUUUGGUGGUGCUGACACGACUGGUAAUGCUCUAAUGCUAGGGACAUUCCACAUGCUCGGAUCCCCAGGUUACGUGGACAGGCUGAAGCAAGAGUUGUAUAGCGCCUGGCCAGUUCUUGCGGAGCCUCCCAAAUUGGAGGACUUGGAGAAGUUGCCAUUCCUGACCUCUAUAAUCAAAGAAUCCCUCCGCAUCAGCCCUGGUGUCGCUUCUCCUUUACUCCGCAUAGUCCCUGCCACUGGCGCCACCGUUACAGGUGCCUAUAUUCCUCCAGAUACCAUUGUGGGCAUGAGCGGUACUUUUGUCCACAGCUCCAAAGCAAUCUUCAAGAACCCCGAAACAUUUGAUCCCGAGCGUUGGCUCAACAAGGACUCGGCAUCCCUCGAGAAGUGGCUCGUUGCGUUCUCAAAGGGACCAAGGAUGUGCAUGGGACAGAAUCUCGCGAACUGUGAGAUGUACCUCGCAUUUGCUGCUCUCUUCCGACGCUUUGAUCUAGAGCUAGAUGGUACCAGCGUGGAUGAUCUGACCUGGAGGGAAUGCUUCUUGCCACAUUUCCGGGGACGGCAUCUACAAGCUUUCUGCCGGCCCGUUGCGAACUAA